UAUUACAUUUCUGUUUUCAGGUUUAUAGCUAUAUGUAAAUCCCUGAUGUUAUCAAGUCUGUUCAAGUGGUGAACAAGUUGAAGAUGAGCAACAGUUCGGACUCAGCCUCCAACAGUCAUGCUGAGGAGCAAGCAGUCAAACAUCAUCCAAGUAAGAAGAAGGACUUUGUAGAGUUUGACGACAUGGUGUCGGUAGAGACAAGUCCAACUGGAAGGUUUCUGAAGUUUGCAGAUGAGAUAGGAAGCGGCUCUUUUAAGAGGGUUUACAGGGGUCUUGACACUGAGACUGGGGUAGCGGUUGCAUGGUGUGAGCUUCUGGAGAAGAACAAGUUCUCCAAGGAGGAACGUAAAAGGUUCAUAGACGAAGCAGAGAUGCUGAAGACUCUAAACCACCCAAACAUUAUCAAACUGCACGACUACUGGGACGACAACCUCAAGGUAUCUCCCAGGUUGUCCUGGUUACCGAGCUUAUGAGCUCUGGAACUCUUAAAGCGUAUUUAAAAGGAUUUAAGAAAGUUCGUCCCAAGAUUCUGAAGAGUUGGUGUCUGCAGAUACUGAAGGGUCUGGAGUUUCUUCACUCUCGUCACCCUCCGAUCAUACACAGAGAUUUAAAG
Bolinopsis microptera is the source of this 613-nucleotide messenger RNA. RefSeq names its product serine/threonine-protein kinase WNK4-like. Gene Ontology annotation, biological process: intracellular signal transduction; protein phosphorylation. Gene Ontology annotation, molecular function: protein serine/threonine kinase activity; ATP binding. Gene Ontology annotation, cellular component: cytoplasm. Lineage: Eukaryota; Metazoa; Ctenophora; Tentaculata; Lobata; Bolinopsidae. The record is from RefSeq and is a predicted model, not a curated record. The transcript has 4 exons. The coding region runs from base 84 to 473 and encodes 129 amino acids.